AUGUCAGAAGAACAGGACCACGAGCGGGUGCCCUCCAUCGGCGAACUCGACGCGUCUUUGGAUGCCUACUGGGCUAGCCAUGGCAGACCAAGCCUUCUGAUGGGUGACGGUAAAACAGACGAUGCUCUUGCUGGACGUCGAUUACCUUUGCAAUAUGUCAACGGGCUUAAUAGCCACCCGCUCCCAAAUCUCUAUCCUUUCUAUCCUGUCCGAGGGCACGACGUUUCUGAUCUGAGAUGCAACCCAUUCCAGGAAUCGGGCUUUACUUCUCACGGCGUCUUCACCCACCAAGACGAACUCAUACCUGUGGCUAGUCGUCGUCAACCUCCCAUCCUGCCCGGAAACCGCCAUGUACACGAGGCUCCGUCGCCCUCUAUCAUCGACUUCGACCUCCCUCCCUCAGAAAAUGGAACACCAACUCCACAACCUUCGACUGCCCGCCUUAGCCGCACAAGCACACCGGAAGUUUUCGUGACCUUCUCCGAUGUAGCGGCCCACACAGCAAAAUGCGACGAAGGCAACGAACGGAACAGAGACGGUAUGUCCCGCUGCAACACCUGCGGCUGGCAGAUCUGCCGCGCAUGCAUCAACCGGCGCGCAGGGGACCGUGGUCAUUCUUCAUUUGGGAGUAUGCACGUCGAGGAACCUUCCAGGAGGCGUCGUGCGGGUUCGACUCCUCGCCAGGGGAUUUUGGGAUCCGGAUCUCUUAAGCAUAUGAGUGCUGAAGCUUGCGCUGCGGAGACGUUGGUCAAUCUUGGUUCUGCUUCUACUUCCGCUCCAGCUGAUGGAACACGGGCUGGGAAUAUUGCUUCUGAUGGUAGGUUUGGAGCUCUGCCUUUCCGUGGACGCGAACGUUCUCGCGAUGAGGUUGAUGUUUCCUGGAGUGAUUCUGAGGUUACUUUGUCGCCGGGUACCGAGAGGGGUUCGGUUUCGCGGCACGUGGAUGAGCCUGAGGUUCCCAUCGGGGAGGAUGGGCUGCCUUUGCAGUAUCAGAUUGCUCGGCGGAAUCCGGAGCGUCGUGCUCGUCCUUCUUCGCGGAUGGCGGAGUGA
Messenger RNA from Penicillium arizonense, 1050 nucleotides. RefSeq lists its product as uncharacterized. The coding region runs from base 1 to 1050 and encodes 349 amino acids. The record is from RefSeq and is a predicted model, not a curated record. The transcript is spliced from 4 exons. Lineage: Eukaryota; Fungi; Ascomycota; Eurotiomycetes; Eurotiales; Aspergillaceae.